AGACCGCAUUUUGUAAGCGUCUUAAUACUGUACUGGUCUGCGAAACGUAGAAGUAUCUUCGAACACAGUGUUUCAGUUUCUGUCAAAGUUGGACUUUUGCUGUCAAGCUACGAUGAUUCUUUUGAGAGGAACACCGUGACAAACGCAGGCAGAAUAUCAUAGAGGAUGCUGAUCUCUACCUGGAUGGUUUUCUGGGAUCCUGAAUCACCAGGUCAUUGUUUGUUUAUUAAAAGAAGAAACCUAUAGCUCUAGCAGAGUGCAACCAAGGAAUGCAAACUGAAAUAGUGAGGUGUGAAUAAAGGAGUUUUUUUUACUGAACACUGCAAUUCUCACAAUGGUCUCAGAGCCAAAGUUAGACCCUCUGCUAGAUCUCAGCUUCCUGUCAGAAGAAGAGCAGAACUGCAUCUUGCGUGUUCUUGUUAGAGACAAUGAACUUCGUGGUGUCGAAGAAGGCAGAAUCAGACAUUUAAGACGUACUGUUUCAGAUCAGAGGAGGCUAAAAGUUCUGACAGGCGACUGGUUUAACGAUGCACGGUCCAAAAACCACAAAGAUGAGAAAUUCGGUUCAGAUAUUGUCCGAGCAUCAAUACGGCGGAAAAAAAAACCCAAAGGCGAACCAGAAAAGACAAUUGUUGCUAAACUCAAAGAAAGCCAAGAGAGCCCGACUUUGCCAAAUGGGACCACGCCUACAUAUGUUAUCAAGGCAGCAGAAGAGCAGAAGUCAGACAAAGAUCAGCAAGCUGAGGAGCAGGUUGAUGCAAUCGUUCAUGAAGAAAUAAUUCCUGGACAAAGGGUUAUUCAGGCCCAUGCUGCUCCUCAGAAUUUCAAUGAGAUUACAAAGCAACAAGAGACCCAAGAUCCUAGCACCAAUGCUACUGAGCAGAAAGACCAACAACAGAGGGUAGGAGCUCCUCCGCUUGAGCCAACUGUGUCUAUACAGCUGGAUUCUGAUUCUGAAGGUGAAACAACGCCUCAACCAGUUUCUAAAAUUACUCUGGCAGAAAAGGCCAAGCCACUGAUGAACAGUAGCACAUCUAAUUUACAGCCUGGAAAUACGCUCAGUGGCAGCAUGAUGAGUUUGUUUAGCUCUGGAGAGUUUGGUACCUUGGAGGUAAAGGGCAGCAUACUUUUUGCACUGAAGUAUGACCAAACCAAAGAGGAGCUCCAUAUUGAGGUAGCCCGCUGCCAAGAUUUGGCUGAGGCCAAGAAACAAAGAUCUGACCCCUAUGUGAAGAGUUACCUGCUCCCAGACAAAUCAUCUCAAAGCAAGAAAAAAACCUCCAUUAAGAAAAAGACUGUUAAUCCCACCUACAAUGAGACCCUUAAGUAUAAAAUAAAUAUGCUAGAUCUCAGAACACGGAUUCUCAACCUCUCCGUAUGGCACAGCGAAUCCUUGGGACGCAAUGUCUUUUUGGGGGAGGUGGAAGUGCCUCUGGCAAAUUGGGAUACCAGAGACACUCAGCCUAACUGGUACAAUCUACAUCCACGAAUACAAAUGUCUCCGGAUGCCAUUAGAUUCAGAGGAAAGAUCUCACUGUCGCUGAACUUUAUGCCUGCUGGUUCAGGAGAGACUGGUUUUCUUCAAACUGGUGAACUUCAUAUUUGGGUGAAGGAAGCACAAGGCAUAGUGUCUCCGCAAGGAGGUUCAUUGGAUUCUCUUGUCAAAAGCUAUGUGCUUCCUGAUGAUAGCAAACAUAGCCGUCAGAAAACACGUGUAAUAAAGAACAGUGUGAGCCCAGUCUACAAUCACACUAUGGUGUAUGAUGGUUUCCAGGCAGAAGAUCUGAAGGAAGCCUGUGCCGAGUUCACAGUAUGGGAACACGAAACCUUCAGCAGUCAGGCACUUGGGGGUGUGCGCCUUAGUCUGGGCACAGGUGUUAGUUAUGGACAGCCUGUGACCUGGAUGGAUUCAACUGAAGAGGAGACUGACGUAUGGAAAGCUGUGAUUGAGAAGCCUAACACAUGGGUGGAUGCUCUGCUGCCGCUGAGAACAAAUCUGAUUCCUAGAAAAACAGCAAAAGGGGAAGUCUAACAGUUGUCGUUAUGCCUGAACCCCAAUUACUUUGCUAGACAUGUAUUAGGAAACAUGGUGACUCUGGGACACUACAAAGUUGUAAACAUUGCAAGAAUAUUGGAAUUGUAUUGCUUUGCUUUACAGCUAAUUGGUAAAAAUGGCUUCAAAUCAACUUCAGAACUGAGUGCUCUAGAAUAAAAAGCAGGGAUUGCUUCAGUGACUCAUUUACCUCACAAUUCAUAAAUGGUUGUGGGCUCAUAGUUUGGUUUUGGGAAUAUUUUUAUCUCAUUUUUGUAUUCUGUUUUUAAAAUAAUUACCUGUGACUUGUCUUGUUUAAGAGAAACGUGGCUCAACAGAAAUAACAAUCAAUACGUCUUCAAAUAUUUUUAAAGUACUCGAUUCACUCCUGUUCUGUUUGCAUUUCUUAAAUUUGACACCCCAUGCUUCAAGUGAUGUGAAGGCCACUUUAUAUGCUGCAGGAAAUGUGGCUAAGUAAGACAGUUUGUAUCAUGAGGCCAUGCUAACUAAAAGCUUUCAGGACUAUUCAUUUAUUACAAAUCAAACAUUGAAUUACUUAAAGGGUUUAAAGUCACACCAUUACAUAGCCUCCAAGAGACUUCAAGACGCAAGAGGUUACAUUAGAGAAAGUCAUGCUUUAGUCUGUGAAAUUGAGCCUAAAACAAACAAUACUGUACAUUAA
Messenger RNA from Erpetoichthys calabaricus (reedfish), 2714 nucleotides. It is a transcript of the gene sytl1, whose product is annotated as synaptotagmin-like 1. Gene Ontology annotation, biological process: exocytosis; intracellular protein transport. Gene Ontology annotation, cellular component: exocytic vesicle; plasma membrane. NCBI's taxonomy places the organism in Eukaryota, Metazoa, Chordata, Cladistia, Polypteriformes, Polypteridae. The record is from RefSeq and is a predicted model, not a curated record. The transcript has 15 exons. Bases 335 to 2032 code for a protein of 565 amino acids. Gene Ontology annotation, molecular function: neurexin family protein binding; small GTPase binding.